AAACGGCAGGAGGCGCGCGCUCAUUCGCAGCUGCAUCUCAUUGUGGAGUGAAGUCAAAGCGCUACCUUGACGAGACUUAACGCUUUUCCCUAACGGUUUUAACCGGCGGAGGUACGUCGGAAGUGUGGAGCGGAGUACUUUUCCAAACAUGAGAUUCCACAACAGCAUCGGAAUGUUCCUCCUCACGACGCUGAGCGCGUUAACUUCAGUUUUAUCGGCGAGUAACUAUUACUGCGAAGAGCCCCUGGUGACAUCACUACCCCCAGCUUCCUUCCAGAACUCAUCAAGAUUCUCUGACAGAAGGUCACCACACUAUGCUAAACUCAACAGAAGAGAUGGUGGUGGGGGAUGGUCUCCGAAUGGAGACGACCAACAACCUUGGCUACAACUGGACCUACGGGACAGGGUGAAGGUCACAUCCAUUGCUACCCAAGGUCGGUGGGGCAGCUCUGACUGGGUCACUCGCUACCAGCUGCAGUACAGUGACUCUGGACGAACCUGGAGACCAUAUAGACAAGAGGAUGUGAUAUGGACAUUUACAGGAAACAGUGACACAGACACAGUGGUCCAACACAAACUUCCUCACUCAGUCAGAACUCGUUAUAUGCGUCUACUGCCCCUUGAGGGAAGUCCCAAAGGAGGAAUGGGUUUACGGCUAGAGGUCUAUGGCUGCACAUACAAAUCUGACGUGGCUGACUUCGAUGGUCGCAGUGCCUUACUCUACCGGUUCAACCAGAAGUCCACCAGCACAGUAAAAGACGUGAUUUCCCUGAGAUUCCGGAGCCAUCAAGCAGAAGGGGUUCUGGUUCAUGGGGAGGGACAAAGAGGAGAUUUUCUCACUCUGGAGCUUCAGAAAGGAAGACUCAUUUUGCAUCUUAAUUUGGAUGAUGCCAAGCCUCAGUCUACUGGUCGUUCAUCUUCUGUCAUGCUAGGAAGUCUGCUGGACGACCACCACUGGCACUCUGUUCAAAUUGAGCGCUUUAACAAACAUGUCAACUUCACCGUGGAUGGACACACACAGCACUUCCGCAGCAUGGGACAAGAGGACACACUGGAGAUAGACUAUGAGCUCAGUUUCGGAGGAAUCCCUUUGCCUGGUAAGCCUGGGACGUUUCUCCAUGAAAAUUUCCACGGCUGCAUAGAAAACCUCAACUACAAUGGCGUCAAUGUUAUAGACAUGGCAAAAAGACGGAAGCCACAGAUCUAUACAGUGGGCAAUGUGACAUUCUCAUGCUCUGAGUCUUCUUCAGUCGCUGUGACAUUCCUUAGUUCCACGGGCAGCUUCAUGAUGCUCCCCGCAGAUUACAGUAUGGAGAGUCUCUCUAUACGAUUACAGUUUCGCACAUGGAAUCAGGAAGGGCUGCUGUUCUCGGUCCCGCUCUCUCGUGAUCCGGACCCCAUUAACCUGCUUCUGCAUCUCAGCCAGGCUAGGCUACUUCUCUCGCUCUCUGGAGGGCCACAAAACUCCGCUCAGGUUUUCAGUGGUCAGAAUUUGAGUGAUGGACAGUGGCACUCCAUAGCCGUCGAAGUCAAGGGUCAGAAAGUGUCUUUAACAGUCAACAACCAGAAGCCCGCCACUAUGGAAAUCAGGGGACUUAUUCAAAACAUGCAAAGAACAACCAUCUUCAUUGGAGGCUGCCCUUUAUUCCAGAGCGAUUUCAACUGUGAAAACCCCAACAGAGGAUAUCAGGGCUGCCUUCGUCUCUUUUUCAUCAACAACCAUCCAGUCAACUUCCUUCAGAUUCAGCAGGAAAGCCAGAGCAACUAUAGCCAGAUUAGCUUUGAUGUUUGCAACAUACAAGACAGGUGUUUGCCCAAUCUGUGCGAACACGGUGGUCAAUGCAUCCAGUCAUGGGACCAGUUUUACUGUGACUGUUCUGGAACAGGAUACACAGGAGCCACCUGCCACAACUCAAUAUAUGAGCGAUCCUGUGAGGCCUUCAGGAAAACAGGAAGCCAGUCAAGUGUGUUUACAAUCGACCUUGAUGGGAGCGGACCUCUAGAGCACACUCAAGUCAACUGCACCGUGGCAGAAGAUAAAGUUUGGACCGUAGUGGGCCACGAUCACAUGAGGCCCAUUGACGUUCGAGGAUCCACUCCACGCAGCCCUUUCGUUCUCAUCUUCAACUACACCAUCUCGCCGUACCAUCUCCGCUCGCUCGUGACCUCCUCGGAACACUGCCAACAGGAAGUGAUAUAUCGUUGUAGGAAGUCUCGCCUUUUUGACACCUGGGAUGGAACUCCUCUGUCAUGGUGGCUGGAUAGAGACGGAGUGAAACGUACAUAUUGGGGAGGAUUUUUGCCUGGGGUCCAGCAGUGCUCUUGUAGUUUGGAUGGCAACUGCAGGGACAUGAAUUAUUUCUGCAACUGUGAUGCAGACCAAGACACCUGGGCAAAUGAUACUGGUGUGCUGUCUUACAAAGACCAUUUACCCCUUAGUGAGAUCGCCAUCGGAGACACAAACCGGACAAACUCGCAGGCCGAGCUCCAAAUUGGACCGCUGCGUUGCUAUGGCGACCGAUUUUUCUGGAACUCUGCAUCUUUUUACCAGGAAUCCUCCUAUCUGCAUUUUCCCACCCUGCAAGCCGAACUGAGUGUCGAUAUUUCACUCUUUUUCAAAACUAGUGCUCUCUCAGGAGUCUUCUUGGAGAAUCUGGGCGUCAGAGACUUCAUAAGGCUGGAACUUAGUUCUCCCUAUACAGUGAACUUCACUUUUGACCUAGGGGAUGGACCAGUGAUUCUUACUGUUCAAUCAUCCGUAGUCUUGAAUGAUCGUCAGUGGCAUUAUAUCCGUGCUGAACGAAAUGUGAAAGAAGCUUCUCUACAGGUUGACUCUCUGCCACUGAAGCUAAAUGAAGCACCAUCUGAGAGACCCUACCGGCUUCAGCUCAGCAGUCAACUCUUUGUGGGAGGAACGGCUUCAAGGCAGAGGGGCUUUCUGGGCUGCUUACGUGCCCUUACCAUUAACGGGGUUACCCUUGAUCUGUAUGAACGUGCAAAGACCACCCCGGGGGUGAAUUCAGGCUGCCCGGGUCACUGCACCAGCGACAGCGUCUGCCAUAACGGAGGGAGAUGUGUCGAAGAGAGGAGCAGUUACACCUGCGACUGCACGCAGACAGCCUUCGAUGGACCACACUGCAGAACAGCUCUAGCAGCUUCCUUUGAAAGUGGAUCUUCAGUCCUGUACACUCUCCAGGAGCCGUUUUCCGGAAUACUGAAUGAGGAAGCCAGGAGAUCACCGGCGGGUUUCCAUGACGCAGAAGUUAGCAAAUCACAAGAGAAAGUGUCGUUUGGGUUCUUGACGCAUCAUGUGCCAGCCGUGAUACUGACAGCUCACACUUUGGACCAGCACUAUAUGGCUGUCAUGUUGACAUCAAACGGCAGCCUGCAAAUACGAUACUUGAACAAAGAAAAACGAACAGAAGCGUUCAGCCCAAUGUCGUCCAGUCUAGCAGACGGACGGUUCCACUGGGUCAAAAUCAAUCGAAAGGGACAAGAGCUCCUUGUCCAGAUUGACAACACAAUAACCCAACAGUACAGCCUGUCUCCUGGCUCUGCUCUCAGCCCAGCGAGGUCGGUGAUUCUGGGGAGAAUCCAAGGUAGUGACAUUACUGAUAAGGAACUGGUCCAGGCUGGAUUAAGAGGGUUUAUUGGCUGCUUGUCCUCCGUGCAGUUUAAUCAGGCGACCCCUCUGAAAGCAGCCCUGCAAAACAGCCAAAGCCCGUUAGUUACUGUUAUCGGCCGUCUGGAAGCAUCAAGUUGUGGGACAAUAUCCAGCUCGAACUCUUUGAGCAACACACACACACUAUCAGAUGACUCAGCAAAAACAGACCGAGGCGAAGACCCACUGAAAAAGGCUGAUCAAAAUGACUUGGCACUAAUCGGAGGAGUAGUGGCUGCAGUGGUGUUCAUCACGCUCUGCGCGCUGGCCGUCAUCAUCCGCUUCCUAUAUCGACACCGACGGACUCCAGCGCCAUCCGGAAUCACCGGAAAGACGCACCGACCCAGCACGGAGCAUCCGCCGUACCGGGCCGCACUGGACCUGCACAAACCCAACCACGACAGCAAAGAAUACUACAUCUGACCUCGCCGUGUCGUGCCUGGCCUUUAAUCGAUCAGCCUGUCGCCAGUGUACAUGCUAGCAACCCCACCGCACUGUAUUAUCUACACUGCAAGCUGAGCAGCCAAUCAGAGGCCAGCAUAGACUCGACAGGCUGAGACGUUUUUGUUUGUUUGCUUAUUUCUACGAAGAGAGUAAAGCCUACGUGAAAGUAAGUGUGCGCCGGCCUCCCGGAUGAUGACAGAGCUGUAUAUUGUUAUUUUACAGGCAUAAUAAUAGGUUAUACAUGCACAGCACACACACUUUCCAAGCAAACAGCACAGCAGGAGGGCUGAAGCAUCACUCUGAAUUGUCUUUAUCCAGUGUGCCUGCUCAAACCUGUCUGUCUCAGAGCCCGCAUAUAGAGUGGGCUUAAGCUAAUGGACUGAAACCCCAGCGGAGAAGGUUCUGAGAGAAUGGUUUUGUGGCAGGGCGGUGGACCUUCCCAGACGUUGUUUUUAAAGGAUCGAUCAUCGCUCAACAUGUCCAAAAAAAAAACAAAAGAUUAAAGACGUCCGCAUCCGACAAGCCCGCAUUUGAUGUUGAAACUAUUGACUGGUGCGAGGAGCCGCUAAAGGCUGGGAUUAACCACCAAAGGACUAUAAGAAUAUAUCAGCUGUGGCUGAGGGAUGGAAUAUGAGUCAUUUGUGUGUAUCCCAAUUCCCAUGGGCUGGGCAGAUUCAGGCAGUUUAAUUCUCUUUCCCACCGUAAUCGAGCCGGUCUCGCAACUGAGCGUAUUCAGCGUGCCCCAGGAACGAAAUCUCGUCCUUAUUGAAGUGCAUUAUAUCUCCUGACUAGAAAAAACAAUACAAAGAAAAAGAAAACUUGCUUUCUAUUGAGAAUGAAUUCUAUGGCUUCUAUGGGUUUUUUUUUUUCUAUAUGACUAUUGUAAAUGAAUGGUGUACAUACAUUUCAUAAUUAUAUUUAAUAAAUGGAGCUUUCUAAGAGCUUAUGAGUGCAGAUGACCAGUUGAAAUGGAUUUGGUAUAUUUAUGCAGAAAUUAAUGUGUGUAUGGCGAUGUGCACUCAUGGCUCAAUCGUAAGGAUCAUUUCUGCUUGUUAAGAUUUUAUACAUGAAAUAACAAACUUCACAUUUUAUUCAUUUAAAAAAUUAGAAUUUUAUGUUCUAUUUUUUAAAUGUAAUUUGUAUAAUUUAAAGAUUUUUUAAUAAAUGAAUACACAUUUUUACAUUUAAAAUAUUUUACAUAUAUGGCAUUGACAGCAAAUAAUUAC
Molecule: messenger RNA, 5331 nt
Organism: Labeo rohita (rohu)
Lineage: Eukaryota; Metazoa; Chordata; Actinopteri; Cypriniformes; Cyprinidae
Gene: cntnap5l
Product: contactin associated protein family member 5 like
Exons: 24
Coding region: 149-4084 (1311 amino acids)
Source: RefSeq, a predicted model, not a curated record